GCUGCUGAUGCACGAUGCAUUCGUUACUAUGGCGUUCAGAGACAAGGUUGUUCUAGUGACCGGCGGGAGCUCGGGUAUCGGCAAAGCCAUAGCCGUACAUUUCUCUAAAGAAAAAGCUAAAAUAGUCAUCAUUGGUCGUACUAAAGCGACUAUAGAUGAAGUGAAAGAUAUUUGUACAGCGAACAGUGAGACUGAAGCUAUGGGGAUACAAGCAGAUGUCAGCAAGGAUGCUGAUAUUGAAAUGAUUGUCAAUAAAGUCACUGCAACAUACGGACGGCUGGAUGUGCUAGUGAACAAUGCCGGGGUGUUCAUAUCUGAUGAUAUCUUGACGGCUACUAUGGAAAAUUUUGACGCGCAUAUAAAUACGAAUCUCAGGGGGACUUUUAACCUGACGAGACAAUUUGUGCCACUUCUUAUCAAGUCAAAGGGUAAUGUCGUCAAUAUAUCUGGCGUGGAAGCGGUGAAGUACGUGGAAGGGCUGCUGACUGAGAGUCUGUCAAAGGUGGCGAUACAGCAUUUGACAAAGUAUAUCGCUUACGAACUGGGGCCGAAGAAAGUUCGCUCUAACUCUGUAGCUCUGGGCUAUGUUACGGGCACGAAGAUUAUAGAGAGAGCGAAUAUAGAUCCCGAGGAGUUCGGUCGAGAGAUUCUCCCGCGCGUGCCCCUUGGAGAGUUCAUCAAACCCGAGGACGUGGCGAAGACAGUGGCUUUCAUUGCUAGCGAUGCUGCCAGGCAUAUCACUGGACAGAACAUAGUUGUGGAUGGAGGCUUUUGCUGCCAUUAGUGACAAAGAUGACACUG
Molecule: messenger RNA, 801 nt
Organism: Cydia amplana
Lineage: Eukaryota; Metazoa; Arthropoda; Insecta; Lepidoptera; Tortricidae
Product: 3-oxoacyl-[acyl-carrier-protein] reductase FabG-like
Exons: 3
Coding region: 8-784 (258 amino acids)
Source: RefSeq, a predicted model, not a curated record